AUGGCUCCUCUCAUCUGGCUCAUCACUGGUGCCACCUCUGGCAUUGGCGCUUCCCUCAUCGAGCAAGUCGUCGCUCGAGGUGACAAGGUCAUUGCUUCAGGUCGCAAUGUCGAGAAGCGUCUUGGCCAUCUCAAGUCGGACAAGAUUGCUCUUCUUGAACUCGACAUUACCGCCAACAUUGUCGAUCUCAGGGCGAAGAUUAAACAGGCGUGGGUAAUCUUUGGCAAGAUUGAUGUUCUCAUGAACAAUGCUGGCAUGUCUACCAUGUGCAGUGCUGAAGAGGCUGAUGAUGCCCUCGCCAACACCGUCUUCCAAGUCAACUUCUUCGGACACAUCCGCGUCACCCAAGCCAUCCUCCCCUUCUUCCGAGCUCAAGGCAGCGGCUGCAUUGCCUUUACCUCAUCCGGCUCUGCCUGGACACCUUUCCCCUUCAUGUCUCUCUACGCCGCAUCCAAAGCUGCCAUGAGCUCCUGGGUUGACGCCCUGCACAAGGAAGUCCGCCCUCUUGGUAUUCGCUGUGUUUCAUUUGAGCUUGGCGGCUUCCCUACCAACCUUGGUCAGCCGCGUGAGCCAUCUGAUGCCGGAUUCGGGGCUAACGGCCCGGCUAUCGAGGCGUAUACCCCACUGUUCACAUCUCUCGUGACAAAGUUUGCAACCAACCCUGAGGUGCACAUGCCUGGAGAUGUUACAAAGGGCGCCAAUGCUAUUGUCGAUGUUGUCAAGGGGGAAGGCCUCGCGGCUGGAAAGACCUGGGCAGUUCGAGUUGCGCUGGGCUCCGACGGGCUCGGCUUGGCGAGACAGAGGUGUGAGGAGCAGUUGAAGCUAAUUGGGGCAUGGGAGGACCUCAGCUCAAGCACUGAUCGAGAGGGCGCAGAUGGCUCGCUGACGAACAACGAGAGGUUUGAGUUCACUACUAUCCUUGAGUGA
Fusarium keratoplasticum is the source of this 927-nucleotide messenger RNA. RefSeq lists its product as uncharacterized. NCBI's taxonomy places the organism in Eukaryota, Fungi, Ascomycota, Sordariomycetes, Hypocreales, Nectriaceae. The record is from RefSeq and is a predicted model, not a curated record. Gene Ontology annotation, molecular function: oxidoreductase activity. The transcript is spliced from 2 exons. The coding region runs from base 1 to 927 and encodes 308 amino acids.